UAGAGAGCUCGGUCUGUAAGUUCCGCCUUGAGCUUUCCGCCUGCACCGCCGAGGUGGCAGACGCGGGAACCUGCAGGCAGGCGAGAAGAUGGGCGAGACUCGCACGCCGCCCGUGAGCCAGCGUGGCACCGCUGUGAUCUCUAAUCGCGCUCCUUGGUGCUUCCCCUUAGUGGACUUGUGUCCCGCUUCCAUUGUAAAGGAACGACCCGUGCGAGCCAGAAGCUAGUGGACAUCCCAGAGGAGUUCCCCGAGGAAUCCCGUUACCUGUCAGGUGACAUCAGCAUGACCUCGUGCACUGUCACUCUGGGAUGAGGAUGCGGGGGCCAUAUGGGCAUGAUUAAUGUGGAUGUUUUAAAUUCAAGAGUUAAACGUCCUCUCUCGGAUGACCGAGAAGCUAGACAUUGUGGCGUAGGGCUCCUCAGUUUCCAGUCUUCUAAGUAGUCAAAAUCAAAUCCAUAAUUGCAGAGACUAGCAAGGAAUGUCCACAAAAGUCUGAAAAGAGGGAAAAAAAAUGGUUUGUGCUCAACAGGCGACGAGGAACUGAGCUUAUUGAGUCUGAUCUCAAUUCUAAAUCAGUUACAACUAGGCUCUUUCUCAAGGUACUGUCCAAGAAGCUGGAACACUAUUAUCCAGUAAGAAUGUUCGUGUCAACUGUUUGGAUGAGAAUGGAAUGACUCCUCUAAUGCAUGCAGCAUACAAAGGAAAGCUUGAUAUGUGCAAAUUACUUCUGCGCCACGGAGCUGAUGUCAACUGCCAUCAACAUGAACAUGGAUAUACAGCCCUCAUGUUUGCUGCGCUUUCUGGCAAUAAGGACAUCACAUGGGUCAUGUUGGAAGCAGGAGCAGAGACAGAUGUUGUCAACUCUGUAGGAAGAACAGCUGCCCAGAUGGCAGCCUUUGUGGGUCAGCAUGAUUGUGUGGCUAUAAUCAACAAUUUCUUUCCUCGAGAGAGACUGGAUUAUUACACUAAACCCCAGGGACUGGAUAAAGAGCCCAAACUGCCUGCAAAGUUGGCUGGUCCACUGCACAAAAUCAUAACCACAACAAAUCUUCAUCCUGUCAAGAUUGUGAUGCUUGUGAGUGAGAAUCCUCUGCUUGCAGAAGAAGCAGCUCUCAAUAAAUGCUACAGGGUGAUGGAUUUAAUCUGUGAGAAGUGCAUGAAGCAAAGGGACAUGAAUGAAGUAUUGGCUAUGAAAAUGCAUUAUAUCAGCUGCAUCUUUCAGAAAUGCAUUAACUUCCUAAAAGAUGGAGAGAAUAAACUGGACGCCCUGAUCAAAAGCUUGUUGAAAGGCAGAGCUUCUGAUGGCUUCCCAGUGUAUCAAGAAAAGAUCAUCAGAGAAAGCAUUAGGAAAUUUCCCUACUGUGAAGCUACACUCCUCCAGCAGCUGGUGCGGAGCAUUGCGCCUGUUGAAAUUGGUUCGGAUCCCACUGCAUUCUCUGUACUUACGCAAGCUAUCACUGGUCAAGUGGGUUUUGUGGACGUUGAGUUUUGUACCACCUGUGGAGAAAAAGGAGCAAGUAAAAGAUGUUCAGUUUGCAAAAUGGUAAUAUAUUGUGAUCAGACCUGCCAGAAAACACACUGGUUCACACAUAAGAAGAUCUGUAAGAGUCUGAAGGAUGUGUAUGAGAAGCAGCGGUCGGAGGCAGCCAAAGAAAAGAGUCGGGAGGAAAACACUGGAAAAUUCGAAGUUAAUUCUAACUGUGUUAGUGAAGAUCAACCAGAGGCUGAACCUGGUAUCUCCCAAGAGGAUCUCGCUCCUCGUGAUUCUGUGGAAGGGGAGAAAGAGCCUGAAAGUGAGGCUGUGCUGGUGGGUGCACAGGAUGCUCCUGCAGGGCUGCAGCUGUCUGAGGAGUAAAAGCUGUCACAGCGGCCAGCAUGGGUGGUCCUCGUCCCAGCAGGGAGCUGAAGAACUUCUGAAUUACUUUCAUUGCUAUGACACCCGCAUGGUGCCCAAGCAGGAUUGCACAUCCCCAGAAUAGAGGCUUUCAAGCAAGGCUCUGUCUUCCCAUGCCCUGCCCUGGUUUCCUGUUUUCUGUUCUGUGAUUGAACAGGUAUUCUUACAGAAAAUAUUUUCUUUCAAAAUACAGGAAAAACAUGGCCAUUCUCUUUCUGAGGCUGGCUAUCCAGCAGUUGUUCUCAAAAGAAAAUCAUUUCCCUUAAAAAAGAAAUCUAGUUUCUAGGGAACAAAGAGAAAAGGGGGGCAGAUGUGAUGUUCAGGGGAAAAAAUAGCCACAGAUAUGGGCAGUCGGAAAAAGCGUAACUCUUCUGUGAAUAAGUACAGGCUGUACCGACGAAGGCGUGAUGAAUGAGGAAAGUUCUAUGUUGAGAACCGCUGCCAUGGUUCUUCCUAGAGUAGUUUUAAUAACACUAUCCUGAGCACUUUGAACCUUGUGUUCUUCCUGCAGUGAUGCUUGCUCUGUAGUAUUUGAACCUUCAGAAGUGUCAGAUCAUCAGAGAGAGGCAGAGCAUCUGUGGCAAAGGCAGUGUGUCCUGAAAUGCUGGUUAGUCCCCUACGCACACACUUCCUCUAACACUGUCUCAUCGCCAUACUCUACUCAAGGCUGACUCUCCACCAGCUUUCCAGGGCCUUCAUCCUGUCUAGAAACUGAUUUAUAACUGUCAUAAGAAUGUCCCAGACUGUGUUUUUAGCAUUUGUGGUAUUUAAGCAGACCUUGAGUUUGAUGCCUGAAGGUGGUGCCAUGUUUCAGUUCUUACGUUGGGUUUAAAAUAAAUUGUACCUACAUAAACAA
This is a messenger RNA of Nannospalax galili (Upper Galilee mountains blind mole rat), 2750 nucleotides long. It is a transcript of the gene Ankmy2, whose product is annotated as ankyrin repeat and MYND domain containing 2. NCBI's taxonomy places the organism in Eukaryota, Metazoa, Chordata, Mammalia, Rodentia, Spalacidae. Bases 671 to 1855 code for a protein of 394 amino acids. The record is from RefSeq and is a predicted model, not a curated record. Gene Ontology annotation, molecular function: protein binding. The transcript is spliced from 10 exons.